Messenger RNA from Pelobates fuscus (common spadefoot toad), 2460 nucleotides. RefSeq lists its product as uncharacterized. The record is from RefSeq and is a predicted model, not a curated record. The coding region runs from base 1 to 2460 and encodes 819 amino acids. NCBI's taxonomy places the organism in Eukaryota, Metazoa, Chordata, Amphibia, Anura, Pelobatidae. The transcript is spliced from 2 exons.
AUGGAGGACCUGCUGAAGGCUCUGGUACAGGCAACUGCUGUACAACAGGAGGCUAACAGGAGAGCUGCAGAAAACAGUGCAGCCCUGCAGCAACUGGUGCUGGCCCAGGCAGAGGGUGCUAAAGUCCUGGCCAAAACACAAAUGGAGUGCACUGAGUCCUUGGUGAAACAGCUUGCUGUGACACAAGCGGAGAUGUUUAAAGUAGCCCGUGAGGAGCAGAAGAAUCAGAAGGGAGAACAAGACAAACUGAUAACUGAAGUUGACAAGUGUUUAUAUGAGAAUCAAAACAUUGCAGCUUCACAGAAAGCUGGAAAGACAUUAGAAAACAGAAAGGUGCUGAUAAAUCUUUCCAAGGCAACAAAAGGAGAAAAAACUACUGUGGCUGAGGCCAGCAGUGUCAAGCCGGUUUGUGUAAUAAAAAGUGAAGCAGAAGCCGCUGAUGUACACCCAAGUGAACAAGUUAAAGCCAUGAAAAACAGACUGACUUGGGGAGUCAGAGAAGACAACAGCGAAGGAGCUGAGCUUAAUAGAGAGAAGCAAGGCACCCCAGUUGAGUAUAACAAUGCGGUGCACUGUUUAGUAGCAGAGGCUACCCAAAAAUGUCAAUCAGCUGUUGGACAGUUUGGCAGAGAAAAGCAAGACAGAGAAGUAGUGACAAAACAAAGUCACGAUAAGAAAGGCAAUGUAGUCGCUUCUGAUCUAAUUCAAGAGAGAGCGACUGUUACAGAACCAUGCUGUGAUGAUAAAAUGGGCACGUCCGCAGCUAAGCCAGACCAAGGCGAAAGUUACAAAGUAGGUGACAUUGGCGUAGCAGAACAAAAUAUUUCAGAGACACCUGGUAUUGCUACAAAGACUUUGAAUGAUUGUCCGGGAGCUGUAGAACUGGAUCUGCUGGCAAAGACUACUGCUACAAGGCCUGGGCGCACUGACUACCUGGAACAGCUGCCAGAUUCUGGGAACACAGUCAUGGGAUUAAAGGCGGGACUCGGAAUGCCUGACCGGCUGUUUGAUACCGGGGCUGUCCUGACCCAGCGAGAGGACAUGACUGCGUCUCUGGACACCCCCAAGGGAGCAGGGAGACCGCCAGACAGCCCAGAGGAAAUCAUUGCUGACAUUGGGAGGUGGCCACUCAAGGCCGAGCAAGCAGAGGGAAACCCAAAGGAAGAAAGCUGUACUAUAGUUUUACGCAUCGCUCCUACAUUCCUUAGAUUUGGCUCUUUUGAAAUAUUCAAGGAAACUGAUGAAUUAACAGGCAGAAGGGGUCCUAGUGUCAACAGAAAUGACGUUCGCAUCCAAAUGAUUGAUUAUGUUAUCAGUACGUUCUAUCCAGACAUUCAGAAUACACAUGCAGAGCACAAGAUUGAACGAAAUGCAGCUUUCUUCAGAGAGAUAACCAGGAGGACUGCCAGGCUUGUUGCAGAGUGGCAGUGUGUUGGAUUUUGCCAUGGCGUGUUAAAUACUGAUAACAUGAGCAUUGUUGGGAUUACUAUUGAUUAUGGCCCAUAUGGAUUCAUGGACAGGUAUGAUCCAGAUCACAUUUGCAAUGGGUCGGAUAACAUGGGUCGUUAUGCCUACAACAAGCAACCAGAAAUCUGUAAGUGGAACUUGGGAAAGCUCGCUGAGUCGCUGGUACCAGAGUUUCCGGUAAAAAUCAGUCAAAGUAUAAUUGAUGAGGAGUAUGAUUCAGAGUUCCAGAGGUGGUAUAUGCAGAAGAUGCGAAAGAAGCUUGGCCUGAUUCAAGCAGAGCUCGAGGAGGACAGCAGUCUUAUCUCAGACCUGUUGGAAACCAUGAACAAAACGGGAGCAGAUUUUACAAAUACUUUCAGAGUGCUCAGCAAGUAUGCUGGGAAUUUCGUCAGCGCAGAGGAUUUUCUAGAUAUUCUAACUGAGCAGUACGCUUCCUUGGACGAGUUAAAGGUGGUGUUCAAACCCAAAAUGGAUCCAAGACAACUGUCGGUGAUGCUGUUGUUAGCGCAGAGUAACCCUCAGGUAUUUGCUUUGAAUGGAACAAAAGCCAACAUAUAUAAGGAGCUUGAUCGUAUCGAACGCUACAAUAAACUGCAAGAGUCCAGUGAAGACCAGCUACUGAGUAAUAACCGUGCACUCUGGGAACAAUGGCUUCACAAGUACAGCACUCGGUUGUCAAAAGACCAAGCAACUACUGGGGAUAAUGAUACAUUUGUGGCUGAACGUGUGAAAAUAAUGGACUCUAACAAUACGGCAUUUGUGCUCAGAAAUUAUGUUGCUCAAAACGCAAUUGAUGCAGCUGAGAAGGGAGAUUUCAGCGAGGUACAGCGGGUAUUGAGAAUGUUGGAAAAUCCAUACGAUGUAGAAGUCUCUUUCCAACAAUCACCUGAUGAGGCAGGCGAUGAAGAUGAUGAGCUUGAAGAAGAAGCUGGAUAUAUAGAAAUACUUUUGCAACACCAACAAUAUCUCUACAGGAAAGCACGGACUACCUAG